Gossypium raimondii (Peruvian cotton) is the source of this 1810-nucleotide messenger RNA. RefSeq lists its product as uncharacterized. The transcript is spliced from 10 exons. The record is from RefSeq and is a predicted model, not a curated record. Lineage: Eukaryota; Viridiplantae; Streptophyta; Magnoliopsida; Malvales; Malvaceae. Gene Ontology annotation, molecular function: protein binding. The coding region runs from base 135 to 1448 and encodes 437 amino acids.
UCAUAUCGAUGUUUCCACGCUGAUAACGAGUAGCACAAAGUUGACACCUUACCCCCGCCAUUUCCAUUUCUCGUCAAAGCUUCGAUUGCUCCCACUGUAAUUGAGGAAAAUUACUGUUAUUUCGUCCCUUGGUAAUGGAUCCGAUUCUUUCAACUGCGGUUCUUUCACUUGUUAUUGGAGCUGUGAUCGCUUUCGUUUUCUUCAGAAGCUACCUUCUCAAACAAAGAUCCGAAGUGCAGACCAUUGCUAAACCGGAUCUUCAUUCAGAUCCGAAAAAGCAUUCAAAGCCUCCUCAGCAUGUCUCUAGAAAGUCUCACUCUAAAUCUCACGCUCAUGCCUCUGACAAGGAUUCAAAUAAGCGUCAUCAUCCAUUGGACUUGAAUACUCUUAAAGGUCAUGCGGAUUCGGUCACAGGACUGUGUUUCUCCCCUGAUGCUCGUAACUUGGCAACAGCUUGCUCUGAUGGAGUGGUGAGGAUAUUUAAGCUGGAGGAUGCUUCAAGUAAAAGUUUCAAGUUUUUAAGAAUUAAUCUGCCUGCUGGAGGUCAUCCAAUAGCUGUUGCAUUUUCUGAUGAUGCAUCUUCCAUAGUUGUGGCUUCUCAGGCUAUGACUGGUUGUUCCUUGUAUAUGUAUGAAGAAGAAAAACCAAAAACGGCCAAUGGACCCAAGCAACAGACGAAGCUCCCUCCGCAAAUUAAGUGGGAACACCACAAAAUCCAUGAGAAACAAGCAAUCCUGACCCUAACUGGAUCUACUGCAACUUAUGGAACUGCAGAUGGGAGUACCAUUAUUGCCUCUUGUUCAGAAGGUACUGAUAUCACACUUUGGCAUGGAAGAACUGGGAAAGUUUUAGGGCAUGUCGACACUAAUCAGUUAAAAAAUAACAUGGCUACUAUAUCACCAAAUGGCCGUUUUCUUGCUGCUGCAGCCUUUACUGCAGAUGUCAAGGUGUGGGAGAUUGUGUACUCAAAGGAUGGUUCAGUCAAGGAGGUUUCAAAAGCUAUGCAACUUAAAGGGCACAAGAGUGCAGUAACUUGGUUAUGCUUUUCUCCAAACUCAGAGCAAAUUAUUACGGCAUCCAAGGACGGUUCAAUAAGAAUUUGGAACAUCAAUGUUCGAUACCAUCUUGAUGAGGAUCCAAAAACUCUGAAGGUGUUCCCAAUACCCCUUCAGGAUUCAAGUGGCUCUACUUUGCACUAUGAUCGUCUCAGUUUAUCACCUGAUGGAAAGAUACUGGCAACAACUCAUGGUUCAACAUUACAGUGGCUGUGCAUGGAAACAGGAAAGGUCUUGGAUACCGCUGAAAAGGCACAUGAUGGAGAUAUUACAUGGAUUUCGUGGUCACCUAAGACUAUACCUCUAGGAAAUGAACAAGUGGUGGUUCUGGCUACAGCAAGUGUUGACAAGAAAGUGAAAUUGUGGGCAGCACCAUCAGUAAUUUCUUCGUGAGCCAAUGCUUUUACGUUCAUUUUCAAGAAUUUCAAGGAGAAGACCAGGGAUACCUGUGGAUGCACUUUAGAUUAGAUCUGCUCAGCAAUCUUUUAACAUCAAUAGAGAAUACAUACGUAGCACUUCCGGAAUGGUAGAAUAGCUGUAUGGUAGGCAUAUCUGACUGGAGCCGAUACGGAAGAAUGUUCCAUAUAGUUGCUUGAAUGGACUUUUAUGUUACUGAACUUUUUUGCUUACAUGAAGGAUUUAAAAAAGAUGUAGUGGGCUGUUUGCGAUAACUCACACGAGUAGUAUGAAGGGAAUUGGCCCAUGUUUAUGGAUUAUAAUUAUUUGAGCAAUGAAAUGUUUUGCGAUUCAUGUCA